Messenger RNA from Phymastichus coffea, 669 nucleotides. RefSeq names its product large ribosomal subunit protein uL6 (gene RpL9). NCBI's taxonomy places the organism in Eukaryota, Metazoa, Arthropoda, Insecta, Hymenoptera, Eulophidae. Gene Ontology annotation, biological process: cytoplasmic translation. The coding region runs from base 68 to 640 and encodes 190 amino acids. Gene Ontology annotation, cellular component: cytosolic large ribosomal subunit; ribosome. Gene Ontology annotation, molecular function: structural constituent of ribosome; rRNA binding. The transcript has 4 exons. The record is from RefSeq and is a predicted model, not a curated record.
GUCUUCCCGCUCCAUAGUCCGCACCUCUCUUUCCGGUUUUUAAGGGACGUGCAAGAGCACCUACAAAAUGAAGCAGAUUGUCACGAACCAAACAGUGAAAAUCCCAGAAGGAUUGACUUGCUCCGUCAAAUCCAGGACUAUUACAGUUAAAGGGCCACGAGGAGUCUUGAAGCGUUCAUUCAAGCACUUGGCUCUUGAUAUUCGUAUGAUCAACCCUAGAUUACUUAAGGUUGAAAAAUGGUUUGGUACCAAAAAAGAGUUAGCUGCUGUACGUACUGUGUGCUCACACAUUGAAAACAUGCUAAAGGGAGUAACCAAAGGUUACCAAUACAAAAUGAGAGCUGUAUAUGCUCAUUUUCCCAUCAACUGUGUUACUACUGAAAAUAACACAGUUAUUGAAAUUCGUAAUUUCUUGGGGGAAAAGUUCAUCCGUAGGGUAAAGAUGGCACCUGGUGUUACUGUAACAAAUUCACAAAAACAAAAGGACGAACUAAUUCUGGAAGGAAAUUCCUUGGAAGAUGUUUCACGAUCAGCUGCACUCAUUCAACAGUCUACCACUGUUAAAAACAAGGAUAUUAGAAAGUUCUUGGAUGGAUUGUAUGUAUCUGAAAAAACGACAGUUGUUCAAGAUGAGGAAUAAAGUGCAUUUUUAAGAACAAUAAAACUGUU